AUGCUGAGUGACACAAAGAGGAUGAAGUACACCGCCAUGCUCCAUCCCCAUCCUUCAGGUAAAGGAGACGAGCCACAGCAACCUGUGUGUCAGGAAGAGGAGGUAGUGUUGGAUCAGCAGGUCUGUAACCUGGAGAGGAACUCUGGUCCAGACCAAGAGCCUCCACAGAUUACAGAGGAUCAGGAGGAACCCUGCAGCCGUCAGGAGGGAGAGCAGCUCAUACUGAAACAGGAGACUGACACAAAAAAUGUGCCACAGCAAUUUCUGUGUAAGAAAGAGGAGUUUCUGGCUGACCCACAUAUCUGUUACCAGGAGAGGAGCUCCAGUCUAGACCAGGAAGGACCAAAGCCUCCACAGCUUACAGAGGAUCAGGAGGAACCCUGCAGCUGCCAGGAGGUAGAGCAGCCCGUACUAAAGCAGGAGACUGGCACAUGCUUGAACAGUGACAAAGAUGUGCCACAGCAACAUGUCUUUAAGGAAGAGAAGGCUUUUGCUGAUCAGCGGGUCUGUAAACAGGAGAAGAACUCUGGGCCAGACCAAGAGGAGCCAGAGCCUCCACAGCUUACAGAGGAAAAGGAGGAACCCUGCUGCCGUCAGGAGGGAGAGCAGUUUGUACUGAAGCAGGAGACUGGCACAUGCAUGAACAGUGACAAGGGUGUGUGUGCAUGUUUCUUAGAUGUGCCACAGCAUCAUUUGUGUAAGAAAGAGGAGGCUCUGGCUGACAAGCAGGUCUGUAAGCAGGAGAUGAACUGCAGCCCAGACCAAGAGGAGCAAGAGCCUCCACAGCUUGCAGAGGAUUGGGGAGAACCCUGCAGCAGUCAGCAGCUGCUACUGAAGCAGGAGACUGACACAUUCCCACUGACUUCUACUAAUGAGGGUUGUGACCACGGAGAACCAGAACUACAAAAUGAGCACCAGCUCCUUCCUCACAACUCCCAUGAUGUUGUGAAUCAAGACCCUAAAGUAAGCAAGCACAGGGACUCUAAAACAGCUAGAAACUCAGUACCAAAACAAGGGCAAAAUCUUCUCUAAAGACGAAGGCACAACUCUGAAACAUCAGACACCGGCUGUAAUUCCCUGCAAGGUCAAAAGUCCUUCAAAGCUGUUACGGAUAAGUUAUCAUUACAGACACAUGAGCAUGUCAGCACUGGUAAAGAAACACCUACUUGUGAGACUUGUGGGAAAAUGUUCUAUUUCAAGUCAUUAUUGAUACUUCAUAGAAAGAGUCAUACAGGUCAAAGGCCAUAUUGUAAAACAUGUGGAAAAGAUGUCAGAGAUGGCUAUGCACUGAAAGUCCACAUGAGGACACACACAGGUGAGAAGCCAUUUUCCUGUCAAUUAUGUGGAAGCAGUUUCAGGUAUAAUCAUUUAUUUAAACGCCAUAUGCAAAUCCACACAGGGCAGAAGCCAUUUUCUUUCAAAACCUGUAAAAAAGAUUUCAGAGAUAACUGUGACUUCAAAGCCCACACAAAGACCUGCACAAGUGAGGAGGCUUCCUCCUGCAGCUUCAGUGGAAAAAGCCUCAGUAACGGGGCAGAUUUGGACAUGCGUGUUCAAAUUCAAACAGGUAAAUGGCCAUGUGACGCAUGUGGCAAAUCUUACCGAUAUAAAAGUGACUUGAAAAAGCACAUGAUAACACACACAGGUGAGAGACCAUUUGUGUGCAAAAAAUGUGGCAAAUCUCUCAGUUUCAAAAAUAGCUUCAAUGCUCACAUGAGAGCACACACAGAUGAGAGGCCUUACUCCUGUAACACCUGUGGAAAAGGCUUCUUUCGCCCAAUAAACUUGAAGGAGCACAUUCAAACUCACACUGGUGAAAGGCCAUUUGUGUGCAGAACGUGGUAAAUCUUUCAGUUUCAAAAAUGGCUUUAACACUCACAUGAGAGCACACACAGGUGAGAGGCCUUUAUGCAAAACCUGUGGAAAAAGCUUUGCUUGGCUAUCAGAUCUGAAUAGACACAUUUUAAUUCACACAGGUGAAAAGCCGUUUACAUGUGGCACAUGUUGCAAAUCUUUCGGACGUAAAAGUAGCUUGAAAUCACAUGAAAACACACACAGAUAAGAGUCCUUUAUCCUGCAGGAUCUUUGGAAAAACCUUCCCUUCUCAAUCAGAUUUUAAUGAGCACACUGUAAAUCACACAGGUUAAGAGCUGUCUAUGUGCGACAUAUGGCAAAUCUGUCGCACUUUCAAACUCUUGAGGGUCCACAUGAGAACACACACAGGGUAGAGGCCUUACUCCUACUGAACCUGUAAAAAAAGCUUCUCUAAGGUGACAGGCCUGAGAAGGCACAUACUAAUUCACACAGGUGAAAAGCUGUUUACAUGCCAAACAUGUGGCAAGUCUUUCAGCCGUAGUGAUAGAUUGAAAAGGCACAUGAAAACAGACCACGCAAGUGAGCUGUAAUUUUGCUAAGUGUAACUAAUCACUCUAAGGUUGUUACAAUUUUCAUGAUUCAUUCAUUGUUUCAAUGCCAUGUGCUUUAAUGAUAAAAGAACUUUAAUAAUUACAUCCCUCAGUACCAAAAUUAUAUAGGGAAAAAAACUAUACACUUACACUUCCCCCCAGCUGAGAAAAAAGAGAGUCCAGCAGUGGGUGAUAAAGUAGCAAAGAAGCUAUUGUGUAACUGCUUCAUAGCACUUGUUCUCUUGGGAUCUUAAGCUCUUUUUUGCAUCUGCUCCAAUCUGUGCAUCUGUGGUUAUCCUACUUUUUUGCCCAAAGCACACCAAAGAUUAAGCCAGAGUCGCAAGGUACACCCCAUUCUUAUCCAUGCAAAAUAGCCUUUUUAAAAAGUGUUACUGUAUCUUUAGUUGUUGUAUUAUUAACAUACUGUUGUGCAUUUUCCAAUCACAAUUAUGUAUCGUUUGUAUGCAUAGUUAGAUUUUUGCCUGCUUUAAUUGUGUCCACCUAAGUGGAUCUUCAGUGCAACCCUGAGCACAAAUCAGGCCUUAGAAAGAUGUGAUCACCCCUAGUUUAUUUCUGUUAUUUUAUUUGCAGCUAAUGCACCACCAUAAGUUAGUUUGUUCCUUCAGAUCAGGUGUACUUUUCCAUUAGUUACUGACUUGUUAAACAGGCAUUCACAGUGCUAAGAUCAGCUCUAGUUUUUGUUCUCUUUUUAUACCUCUCUUCUUGGGACUGAACCAAACUAUUUUUGUGCUUUUUAAUGUUUCUUUGUUUGUUCUUAAUGUUUUUUUGUUCUUAAUACCACUUGACUUGAGGGGGAGUUCAUGUGAUAGUAUUAAGUUCUAAAUAAAACCAA
This is a messenger RNA of Cheilinus undulatus (humphead wrasse), 3258 nucleotides long. RefSeq names its product mediator of RNA polymerase II transcription subunit 15-like. The record is from RefSeq and is a predicted model, not a curated record. The coding region runs from base 1 to 1032 and encodes 343 amino acids. NCBI's taxonomy places the organism in Eukaryota, Metazoa, Chordata, Actinopteri, Labriformes, Labridae. The transcript is spliced from 5 exons.